AGAAAGAAGAAGACAGGUAUCUCCGCGUGCUACCACAGAGAACGCGCCGCGUUCCUGCGUGGGCACGCUCAAAUGUUCCAUCGCUGAGGAACAGCGGUCGUGUCGCGCUGCCUGCAUCCCAAGUUCGGGCAGGCGUCCGGCACUUCGCCUUGGUUCCUCGACUCGCCGGUGGCGGUGCUUCGGAGCGCGCCUGCAACGCGUCGUGUGCUUGAAGAACAGUCUUUGGAGUUGGAGAACCGGUGCCUGCAAACUAGAAAACAUGGUGUCUUUACUGCAGACCAUCGACACCGCGCACGAGGACAUGAUUCACGACGCCCAGAUGGACUACUACGGCAUCCGACUGGCGACCUGUUCGUCUGACCGCUCUGUCAAGGUCUUCGACAUCCGCAACGGGACUCAGAAGCUGGUUGCUGACCUGAAGGGCCACGAGGGGCCCGUGUGGCAAAUAGCCUGGGCGCACCCGAUGUUCGGAACGGUGCUCGCUUCCUGCUCGUACGACCGGAAGGUGAUCCUGUGGAAGGAGACGGACGGCGUCUGGUCCAAGUUGGAGGAGUUCAAGAACCACGACUCUUCGGUGAACUCCAUCUGCUGGGCUCCCCACGAGUUUGGCUUGAUGCUAGCUUGUGGCAGCUCGGACGGUGCCGUAUCCAUCGUGAGCACGUCGGGAGACGGCUCCUGGGAAAGCCAAAAAAUCAACAAUGCUCACACGAUUGGUUGCAAUGCCGUCAGCUGGGCCCCUGCCCAGGCCAAAGCGUCGGCUGAAAUUUCCCUGGAGGACUCCAAGGCCCUGAAGCGGUUUGUCACUGGUGGCUGUGAUAACCUGGUGAAAAUUUGGAAGUUCUCGGAGGCCGAGUCCAAAUGGGUGGAAGAGCACAAGCUGGAGGCUCACUCCGACUGGGUUCGCGACGUUGCUUGGGCCCCGUCACCUGGUCUUGAGUCCCAGAGCACAAUUGCCUCCUGCUCCCAGGACCGACGCGUCAUCCUCUGGACAAGCACUGACCUGGCCACGUGGAACUUCCAGAUUCUUGCGACCUUUGAUGAUGUCAUCUGGCAUGUGUCCUGGUCUGUGACGGGAAACAUCCUGGCCGUCUCUGGAGGGGACAACAAGGUGACGCUGUGGAAGGAGACAGUGGACAGCAAAUGGGUCUGCAUCAGUGAUGAUGCCAAGAGUCAAAAUGCCCCUGCAGCUGCUGUGGGAAGUGCUGAGAGGAACCUCUAAGCUUGGAAAACAUUGGAUUGUACAGGCAUCGUUGUUUGAGAAAAAUUUUCUUGUUCAUAAUAAUAAAUUUCUGGACUUGAGGUUACCUGUGGCCUCAAAUGUUA
Messenger RNA from Dermacentor albipictus, 1323 nucleotides. It is a transcript of the gene Sec13, whose product is annotated as secretory 13. Gene Ontology annotation, molecular function: structural molecule activity; protein binding. Gene Ontology annotation, cellular component: nuclear pore outer ring; COPII vesicle coat. The record is from RefSeq and is a predicted model, not a curated record. Gene Ontology annotation, biological process: positive regulation of TOR signaling; COPII-coated vesicle budding; protein import into nucleus. Lineage: Eukaryota; Metazoa; Arthropoda; Arachnida; Ixodida; Ixodidae.